AUGAGAGGGCACAAAAUCGAGAGCUUACCACCACCACCAACAACACCAGCCGCUGAUUCGUUGCUUGCCUUUUCAUUUGAGUUCAUCGCCACCACCUCAACUGGUGUCUCUCUAGAGAGAAUUCUUGCGGCAGUUGGUGAAUUGGCAAAAUCAAUAGGGACUGAAGGGCUAGUUGCUGGGCAAGUAGUGGAUAUAGCCUCAACUAGGGUUCCCACCGUCAGAAUGGAAGAACUAGAGUUCAUUCAUCUCCACAAGACCGUCGCAUUUUUGGAGGCUGCGGUAGUGCUGGGGGUUAUUCUCGGCGGGGGUGAUGCGGCGGAGGUUGAGAAAUUGAGAAAAUUCGCGAGGUGUGUUGGGUUAUUGUUUCAGGUUCAAAGGGCGGCGACGCCAAACAUGUGGGUGACGCCUUUGGAGCAAGAGACGACGCCAUCGCAAUGGGUGAGUAGGGCGACAUUAGGGGUGGUCUGGGUGACGCCAAUGAGAAGGGCGCUGAGGUGCCAUGGAGAUGGCACCAGUUGCCAGGGCGCCUGGGGCACGGUUGCUGGGCACUGGCGUGCUGCAGGGUGCCUAGACAUUAGACCCAGGGUGGAGUAUUAA
This is a messenger RNA of Ilex paraguariensis (yerba mate), 597 nucleotides long. The record is from the annotation of a GenBank genome assembly. NCBI's taxonomy places the organism in Eukaryota, Viridiplantae, Streptophyta, Magnoliopsida, Aquifoliales, Aquifoliaceae.